AUGAGUGCGUCGCAGCCCUACGACGACGUGAACGUGACCGCCUGGGACGACAUACGGCGCGAGUUUGAGGAGAGCCUACUGACGAUCAAGGAGCCGACGACGCUGGCGCUGAUCGUCAUCUACACGCUGCUAUUCGUCAUGUCGCUCGUCGGCAACGUGUCGGUGUGCGUCGUCGUCUGGCGUAAUCACUACAUGCGCAAGGCGAAGAACUAUUUCCUGAUGAACCUCAGUCUGGCCGACCUGCUCGUCACGUUGAUCUGCGUGCCAAUCAUUCUCGGCAGCACGCUGUAUAGGAAGUGGGUGUACGGCGUCGCCAUGUGCAAGCUGGCAUGGUUCUUUCAAGGUGUGGCGGUGGCCGCCAGCAUUCUGUCGCUGACGGCGCUCAGUCUCGACCGCUACCUGGCCGUCAAGCAUCCGGAGUUGUUCCGCCGCAUCAGCAACCACAAGAACGGCAUCAAGCUGCUCGGCCUUAUCUGGCUCGUCUCAGCAAUCUUCAUGAUGCCGCUGCUGUACGUGCGGCGGGUCUUCGAGGAGAGCCUGCCGGAGUUCGGCAUCCAGAUCUCGUUCUGCGUCGAGUCGUGGUCGAGCGAGGCGUCGAAGCAGGCGUUCGCCAUCUUCAUGCUCAUCGUCGUCUACAGCGCGCCAUGCUCGGUAAUCGUCUACUGUCACUACGUCGUCUGCUCGACGCUGAGCGCGACGACGAACGUGUCGCGCCAGGACUCGGACACGAGCGGCGGCUGCGGCAACAAGGUGAGCCGACGCAGCAUCGCGCGCAUGCUCAUCGCGCUCGUCACCUGCUUCGUCGUCUGCUGGCUGCCGUACAACAUCUGCUCGCUGUGGUUCGACCUGCAGCAGACGUCGCUCGGCGUGCAGGUUCUGCCGUUCACGCUGCUGCUGGCGCACGCCAACUCGGCGUGCAACCCGAUUCUCUUCUGGCUGCUCAACAAUCACUUUCGAAACGGCAUCAACGGCAUCAUCUGCUGCGGCGGGUCGAGUAUCUACUCGCCGAAGCAUGCGAACGCGACCAACAUGCGCAGCCCGCCGCGCAUCGUCAUCCAUCAUGCACCGUCGAUCCGCACGCGCGACACUAACAGACGCACGAAGCCGCUAAUACCUGCCAACGCCGUGUGA
Messenger RNA from Priapulus caudatus, 1131 nucleotides. Its product is annotated as orexin receptor type 2-like. NCBI's taxonomy places the organism in Eukaryota, Metazoa, Priapulida, Priapulimorpha, Priapulimorphida, Priapulidae. The transcript is spliced from 2 exons. The record is from RefSeq and is a predicted model, not a curated record. Gene Ontology annotation, cellular component: membrane. Gene Ontology annotation, biological process: G protein-coupled receptor signaling pathway. Bases 1 to 1131 code for a protein of 376 amino acids. Gene Ontology annotation, molecular function: G protein-coupled receptor activity.